GGAUUGAGGAAGUGCGUCUGGCCCCCGGCGGCCAGAGCGUUGCAGGGUACGGUGGAACCGGCAGGCCUCGGCUCUCUGAUGUCGCUGACCUGCGGUUCCGGGACCCCGCCGCCACAGGAUGAGCAUGAGUCUGUGGCACCAUGACUAGGUGUCCGUGCUUUAGCUCACCUGCACAGUGGCAGUUGCGGUGACAACGGUGAGACUUUCCUUUGGAGAUCUGCUGCCUGGAGGGUUGAUGGCUGGCAUGUCACAGCGACCACCCAGUAUGUACUGGUGUGUGGGGACAGAGGGAUCAGCUGUGUGUCCAGGAUCUGCCAUGGAGACCCAUAAUGGUGCCGAAGACAUGGGCAGCAAACUGUCUUUACCAGGUGGCAACUCCACAGUGCAGUGCCCCAGCAUGGAAGAAAUCCACACUGCAUACAAGCAGAGAAACCUCUCCCGAGCCCGUGACCUGCUCAGAGAAGUUUGUGAAGAGAGCGAAUCUCCACAGGAAAAGGGUCAGCUGCUAAGCAUCUCAGCAGCCCACGGGGAUCUGGAGACCGUUCGCUUCCUGCUCACUGAGAAGCACGUGGAGCUGCCGCUGGAGCCCACUGACGACAACCCAGCUGUGGUGGCAGCGCAUUUUGGACACACUGAAGUAGUCCGUGAACUGCUAGAGUCCUUACCAGGUCCCUGUACCCCCCAGCGGCUGCUGAACUGGAUGCUGGCCCUGGCUUGCCAGCAAGGGCAUCUGGAGGUUGUGAAGCUGCUGGUCCUGACCCAUGGGGCUGACCCAGAGAACUACGCAGUCAGGAAGAAUGAGUUCCCAGUCAUUGUGCGAUUGCCUCUGUAUGCAGCCAUCAAGGCAGGGAAUGAAGACAUUGCCAUAUUCCUACUUCGGCACGGAGCCUAUUUCUGCUCCUACAUCCUACUGGAUAGUCCUGACCCAAGCAAACAUCUACUCAGGAAGUAUUUUAUCGAAGCCAGUGCCCUGCCCAGCAGCUAUCCUGGGAAAAUCGCACUUCGUGUGAAAUGGUCCCAUCUCAGGUUGCCCUGGGUGGACCUGGACUGGCUCUUAGAUAUCUCCUGCCAGAUCACAGAGCUUGACCUCUCUGCCAACUGCCUGCCUUCACUCCCCUCAAUCAUCCCAUGGGGACUCAUCAAUCUGAAGAAGCUGAACCUCUCAAACAACCACCUGGGGGAGCUGCCCUGCGUGCAGUCAUCCGACGAAAUCAUCUGCUCCAGGUUACUUGAAAUUGACAUCUCCAGCAACAAACUGUCCCACCUCCCUCCCGGAUUCUUGCACCUCUCAAAACUUCAAAAGCUGACUGCUUCCAAAAACUAUCUGGAGCGGUUGUUUGAAGAAGAAAAUGCCACUAACUGGAUCGGCCUGCGGAAGCUACAGGAACUCGAUCUAGCUGACAAUAGGCUGACGGAGCUCCCUGUCCAAUUUAUGCACUCCUUCAAGUCUCUGACCUAUCUGAAUGUCUCCAGGAACAACCUCAAGACCUUUCCGGAUCCCUGGUCUUGCCCUUUGAAAUGUUGUAAAGCCUCCAGAAAUGCCCUGGAAUUGCUGCCAGACAAAAUGGCUGUCUUUUGGAAGAACCACCUUCGGGAUGCGGAUUUCUCCGAGAACUCUCUGAAAGAGGUGCCCCUGGGAUUGUUCCAGCUUGAUGCCCUCAUGUUCUUGAGGUUACAGGGAAACCAGCUGUUGUCGCUGCCACCUCAAGAGAAGUGGACCUGCAGACAACUCAAGACCCUGGACCUCUCCAGAAACCAACUUGGCAAAAAUGAAGAUGGGCUUAAAACAAAGCGGAUUUCCCUUUUCACCACCAGAGGGCGCCAGCGUUCUGGAACUGAGACAGCCUCCCUUCUGGAAUUCCCAGCUUUUCUAAGUGAGUCUUUGGAGGUCCUUUGUCUGAAUGACAACCAUCUUGACGCAGUUCCUCCAUCAGUCUGCCUGCUGAAGAACCUCUCGGAGCUCUACUUGGGCAAUAACCCUGGCCUCCGAGAGCUCCCUCUGGAGCUAGGCCAGCUGGCAAACCUGUGGCAACUGGACAUUGAAGAUCUGAACAGUAGCAACGUGCCUGCAGAGGUCAGGAAAGAAGGCCCAAAAGCAACACUGUCUUUCCUGCGUGCUCAGCUGCGCAAAGCGGAGAAGUGUAAGCUGAUGAAGAUGAUCCUUGUGGGCCCCCCACGCCAGGGCAAGUCCACACUCCUGGAGAUCUUACAGACGGGGAAGGCCCCGCAGCUAGCACACAGCGAGGCCACCAUCAGGACCACCAAGUGGGAGCUCCAGAGACCAGCAGGCUCCAAAGCCAAGGUUGAGUCCGUGGAGUUCAACGUCUGGGACAUCGGGGGCCCUGCCAGCAUGGCCACGGUCAAUCAGUGCUUCUUCACAGACAAGGCCCUGUAUGUGGUGGUCUGGAACCUGGCACUGGGGGAGGAAGCCGUGGCCAACCUCCAGUUCUGGCUGCUCAAUAUCGAGGCCAAGGCCCCAAAUGCCGUUGUGCUGGUGGUUGGGACACACCUGGACUUAAUCGAAGCUAAAUUCCGAGUGGAGAGGAUCGCAACACUACGUGCCUAUGUCCUGGCGCUCUGCCGAUCACCGUCAGGAUCCAGAGCUACAGGCUUCCCGGACAUCACUUUCAAACACUUGCAUGAGAUCUCCUGCAAGAAUCUGGAAGGGCAGGAGGGGCUGCGGCAACUCAUCUUCCAUGUCACAUGCAACAUGAAGGACGUGGGCAGCACUAUUGGCUGUCAAAAACUUGCUGGCAGGCUGAUCCCCAGGAGCUACAUAAGCCUACAGGAGGCCGUGCUGGCUGAGCAACAGCGCCGCAGUCUGGGCGAUCAAGUACAGUAUCUGACGGACAGGCAGCUGGAGCAGCUGGUGGAGCAGACACCUGGCAACGACAUCAAAGAUUAUGAGGACCUGCAGUCUGCCAUCAGCUUCCUCAUAGAAACUGGAACCCUGCUGCACUUUCCAGACACGAGCCAUGGCCUAAGGAACCUGUACUUCCUGGAUCCCAUCUGGCUCUCUGAGUGCCUGCAGAGGAUCUUUAACAUCAAGGGCUCACGGUCGGUGGCGAAGAACGGGGUGAUCCGAGCAGAGGACCUCAGGAUGCUGCUGGUGGGGACAGGCUUCACACGGCAGACUGAGGAGCAAUACUUCCAGUUCCUCGCCAAGUUCGAGAUUGCCCUCCCUGUCGCCAAUGACAGCUACCUCCUACCACACCUCCUUCCAUCCAAACCUGGGCUGGACACCCACAGCAUGCGGCACCCAAUGGCUAACACCAUCCAGCGGGUCUUUAAGAUGAGUUUCGUGCCUGUUGGCUUCUGGCAAAGGUUCAUAGCACGGAUGCUGAUCAGCUUGGCGGAGAUGGACCUGCAGCUUUUUGAGAACAAGAAGAAUACGAAAAGCAGAAACCGGAAAGUCACCAUUUACAGUUUUACAGGGAACCAGAGAAACCGCUGCAGCACAUUCAGAGUCCGAAGAAAUCAGACCAUCUACUGGCAGGAGGGGCUGCUGGUCACUUUCGAUGGGGGCUACCUCAGUGUGGAAUCCUCAGAUGUGAACUGGAAAAAGAAAAAGAGCGGAGGAAUUAAAAUCAUCUGCCAGUCAGAAAUGAGGGACUUCUCAGCAAUGGCUUUUAUCACAGACCAUGUCAACUCCCUGAUCGACCAGUGGUUCCCUGCCCUGACAGCCACAGAAAGUGACGGGACUCCGCUUAUGGAGCAGUAUGUACCCUGCCCUGUCUGUGAAGCAUCCUGGGCCCAGCAUGCAGAUCCAAAGGAGAGGUCAGAGAGCGUGCAGUACUUCGAAAUGGAAGACUGUGUGCUCACAGCCAUCGAACGGGACUUCAUCUCCUGCCCCAGGCACCCAGAUCUCCCAGUGCCACUUCAAGAGCUUGUACCAGAGUUGUUCAUGACCGAUUUCCCAGCCAGGCUCUUCCUGGAGAACAGCAAGCUGGAGCACACAGAGGGUGAGGACAGCAUCCUGGGCCAAGGUGGCAGUGGCACAGUCAUCUACCAGGCCCGGUACCAGGGCCAGCCUGUGGCUGUAAAGAGAUUCCAUAUCAAGAAGUUCAAGAAUUCUGCUAAUGCCCCAGCAGACACCAUGCUGAGGCAUCUGAGAGCCAUGGAUGCCAUGAAGAAUUUCUCAGACUUCCGUCAGGAGGCCAGCAUGUUGCACGCCUUGCAGCACCCCUGCAUCGUGUCGCUCAUUGGCAUCAGUAUCCACCCUCUCUGCUUCGCCCUGGAGCUCGCCCCGCUGGGCAGCCUCAAUACCGUGCUGUCUGAGAAUGCCAAAGAUUCUUCCUUUAUGCCCCUGGGACACAUGCUCACCCAAAAAAUAGCCUACCAGAUUGCCUCGGGCCUGGCCUAUCUGCACAAGAAAAACAUCAUCUUCUGUGACCUCAAGUCAGACAACAUCCUGGUGUGGUCGCUGAGCGUCAGGGAACACAUCAACAUCAAGCUGUCGGACUACGGCAUCUCUAGGCAGUCCUUCCACGAGGGGGCCCUGGGUGUGGAGGGCACCCCAGGCUACCAGGCUCCAGAGAUCAGGCCUCGCAUCGUGUAUGAUGAGAAGGUAGAUAUGUUCUCCUAUGGCAUGGUGCUGUACGAGCUGCUGUCAGGACAGCGUCCUGCACUGGGCCACCACCAACUUCAGAUUGUCAAGAAGUUGUCCAAGGGCAUCCGCCCAGUUCUGGGGCAGCCAGAGGAAGUGCAGUUCCAUCGACUCCAGGCACUCAUGAUGGAGUGCUGGGACACAAAGCCAGAGAAGCGCCCCCUGGCCCUGUCUGUGGUGAGCCAGAUGAAAGACCCAACCUUUGCCACCUUCAUGUACAUGCUGCACUGUGGGAGGCAGUCGGCCUUCUUCUCAUCCCAGAGCCAGGAGUACACUGUGGUAUUCUGGGAUGGAAAGGAAGAGUCCAGGAAUUACACAGUGGUCAACACAGAGAAGGGCCUUCUGGAAGUACAGAGGAUGACCUGUCCUGGGAUGAAGCUGAGCUGUCAGCUCAAGGUCCAGAGCUCAGUGUGGAUAGCCACCGAGGACCAGAAAAUCUAUAUCUAUAGCCUUAAGGGUAUGUGCCCAUUAAGCAUGCCCCAGCAGGCCCUGGACACCCCGGCUGUUGUCACCUGUUUCUUGGCAGUACCUGUUAUUAAAAAGAACUCCUUUCUGGUGCUGGCAGGCCUGGCUGAUGGACUCGUGGCUGUGUUUCCUGCGGCACGGGGUACCCCAAAAGAAAGCUGUUCCUACCUGUGCUCACACACAGCCAAUAGGUCCAAGUUCUGCAUCCCAGACGAAGACUCACGGCAGAACCCCUACCCAGUGAAGGCGAUGGAAGUGGUCAACAGUGGGACUGAGGUCUGGUACAGCAAUGGGCCCGGCCUCCUCGUCAUUGACUGCACCAUCCUGGACAUCAGCAGGCGGCUGGAGCCCUAUGCAGCUCCAUCUAUGGUCACAUCACUCGUGUGCAGCUCAGACUGCAGAGGAGAGGAGAUGGUCUGGUGCCUCGACGACAAGGCCAAUUCCUUAGUGAUGUACCACUCAGCCACCUACCAGCUAUGUGCCCGGUACUUCUGUGGGGACCCCAAUCCUCUCAGGGACACAUUUUCUGUGCAGCCCUCAGUCCCAGAAACCCCAGGCAGUCACAUAACCACCACAAAGGAGCCUGAGGAAGAGUGUAUCGCAGAUGUGAGCAUCAUGUACAGUGAGGAGCUGGGCAUGCAGAUCCUCACCCACCAGGACUCGCUCACUGACUACUGUUCCAUGUCCUCGUAUUCUUCGUCCCCACCCCACCAAGAUCCCAGGUCCCCUUCCAGUCUGCCCAGCUCUCUCACCAGCUAUUCCAGUGUGCCUUUCUCUGCCAAUUAUGAAGACCCAGACAGGCUGCAGGAGCCCAUGGUCACCUCUGACAGAACUGAGCAUGACCUGAGUCCCAUGGAUGGGGAGACGUUCAGCCAACACCUGCAGGCUGUGAAGGUGCUUGCUGUCAAAGACCUCAUUUGGGUCCCUAGACAUGGCGGAGACAUCAUCGUCAUUGGCCUGGAGAAGGAUUCAGGUGCCCAGCGGGGCAGAGUCAUUGCUGUUUUAAAAGCCCGAGAGCUCAAUCCGCAUGGGGUCCUGGUGGAUGCCGCAGUGGUGGCAAAGGACACCGUAGUGUGCGGCUUUGCAAACGAAAACACAGAGUGGUGCCUGGCUGUCUGGAGGGGCUGGGGCGCCAGGGAGUUUGACAUCUUCUAUCAGUCCUAUGAGGAGCUGGGCCGGCUGGAGGCAUGUACUCGCAAGAGAAGGUAAUGCCUACGGAAGGGCCUCCAUGUGGAGCCAGCAGGUCCGAGCCGCUGCCUGACCCCUCAGCUACAGCCCUCCUAAGGCACAGAAGACAAACGGGUUCUUUGCUAAGCCUUCUGCUAAGAAGGGCUGAGAAGCUAGAAGCUACUGGUAGUUUGGGAGUUCUCAGGUUCUGUAGGGAAAGUUACCAGCCCAUGGGAAGCCACAGGGUCUGGUUGAGAGAGGCCUCCUUUUGCCUCUUCCAUAGGCUUCCAGGAGCCGGAGAGAGUGACCCCAUUCCAAGCCUUCCCGGCAUAAUGAAUGGGCCUGUCCAUUUUUUUGUCGCCAGGCCUCAGAUGGAAUUACACUACAGAGUCUUGGUUGAGGAGCAGUUCGGGGUAAGGUGGGAGGAGGGCUGUGACCCCUGGCCCUCCUUCCCCAAAGACCCGGGUCUUUCAGCCUGUUUCACAAGGCUCUGAAUCCCUGGAGUGUGGGGCCCAGCUUGGUCGAGCUGAGAUCGAAUCUCCUGCUUGGCAAAGGCUGCAUAUGGGAAACCCCAGAAGGACCCUGGGCAGGCAGCAUUGCCCAACACUGGGGAUGAAUGGGUUCCUUCAAGAGUCACAGCCGGAAAGCCCAGUGCGAGGGCCCCUGCUCCCCCUUUACAUUCUUCUCCCCCGACAAAAGGAAGGAGAAACCCAAUCAUCGGGCCUGGAGAAAGGGCCUGUGUUUAUGACUUGGUAAAAUAAACUUGGACACAGCUGGAGCACAAGCCCUGUUUGUUUACACGUCAUAAUCUUGUUUAUCACUUUAACAAAUUAAGUAAUAUCUCAGCGGUUAGGCCUGGUUGUGAAAUCCCAUCGUAUGGGACUUAUACUGAAUUAUGUAUUUGCCAAACAUUUACUGCCCACGUGGACAGCAGAUGAAGAAAAGCCAAGUUGUUAACAGGGUGUACGGGCACAACAGGGAACAUUUUAUAAAGCCUGUGCACACGUGUGCACACACCCACAUCUCUGCCAAGCAUCACCCUUGGUGGAUGCCUAACCUAGAACUCACAUUUGAAUAUGAGACUGUACUUGGCUGGCGUCAUUGAACCUUUUCUAGAAUUAAAUUAUAAAAAGCAAACGUGAGAUGUGCUGGGGAGCGCAAGCCGGUUGAGACUCGUGUUAUCUGAAAAUAAACAGACUUAAACG
Arvicanthis niloticus (Nile rat) is the source of this 7443-nucleotide messenger RNA. It is a transcript of the gene Lrrk1, whose product is annotated as leucine rich repeat kinase 1. NCBI's taxonomy places the organism in Eukaryota, Metazoa, Chordata, Mammalia, Rodentia, Muridae. Gene Ontology annotation, molecular function: protein binding; protein kinase activity; ATP binding. Gene Ontology annotation, biological process: protein phosphorylation. The record is from RefSeq and is a predicted model, not a curated record.